ACAGCAAUUUACCACUCGACUAGACUCGAAAGAUCUUACAGACUGGGCUUCACAAAUUGAACAAGAUAUCGACAAGUGGUUUGAGCUUUAUAGUACUAGUCUCGGCGGUAUCUUUUUCGAUGAAGGCUAGCCAGAAUGCGGUCCCAAUAAUAUCUAUACUGAUCUAUACACAUAUAUUAACAAGUAUACAAAGAACAAACACCCCGGCGCAUUUACAGUACUCAACCCAGACUCGCCAAUAGCUCAAUAUUUUGAAAAUACUAUAGAUACACUGUUGACAUUCGAGAGCAGCUACAAGACUUAUACAAGCUCAUAUAUACCUAAUAAUUAGACACCAAAGAAUCCCCGAAAGAUAUGGCAUAUUAUCUACAAAGUCCCACAGAAUUAGAUUGCGACUAUUGCUGCUCUUGUCUCGAGCCGCCAUAUAGGGUUACUGGAAAUUACCGAUAAUAACCAACCCAAUCCUUACGAUAAUCUACCCAGCGAGACUUAUAUGCAAGCACUCGUCGGCGCUAUACCAGAUAGCACACCUCCUAUCCAUAAUACAGCUAAAGCUACUAGCUCCUACAUUGCCGGUCUUCCAAGCAAUAUCGCUGUCUCCUCUUUGGACUAUACCUCCGUCACCCUCACCUGGUCAUCAGUCGCGAAUGCCCUUGGCUACACAGUGUAUAAGGACAGUACACUGGUACUGGAGCUACCAGCCUUAUUAACCCGAGCUACAGUCGGCAUACUCAACCCCGGAUCCUCUGAUAUCUCCUUCGAGGUACGGACGGUCUUAGCUUCAGGCAGUAGCGGUGGCUCCUCCCGAACAAUCUUGGUAAGUACGAAAAGCCUACCGACCGACAGUCCAAUCGCCAAUGUUGGCUAUACACAGAAUGGCGACACUGUUGUCUAUAAAGCCGAUAUCCUGGUGCCCUACGCAUUUGUGCGGCUCUUUAUCGGCAUCAAGCAACCCGAUCCUGGAAUCGGUCGCGGGUGGCCGAUUCAAGUGCCAGGCGUGGAUACUCAAGAUAUUGCGCACCACAAGAUCGUUAACUACAUAGUCGAAGACAAUGACUUUUACUCCGGCUUCUACAAAUACACAGACGCUUGGUACGAGACCACCACGGCCAAUGCGGAUUGGGCGUGGACCUCUAUCGGUGUCGCGCCUCAAUCCCAGAGUAGUUACACGUAUACGUGGAACGUUCCGUUCGCUGGCACCGACACUGUAGCCAGCGAAUAUGUAAUACAAGGCCAAGGGUAUGCCCCGAUUAAGAAUAUCUUUAUGGGAACCCUUCGCUGGUUUGAUACUAUCUGACCGAUAGCUGGAAGAUAGAGUGGAAGGUUGGACAAGUCAGUUUAAGUCGUCUUAAAUAGUAGGCGGCAAAAAGAAUAGCAAGGCUGGUAAUUUGUAUAUUAGUUAUUUUUAUCCAAUACUGGAUGCUAGAGUCAAGAGCUUGGCCUUUAUUACUCUAAAUUUGAUACUGUGGAUACAAUACAGAUAAAGCAUCUUCGCUUACCUAUAAAUCAACUCAAGAAUAAAUAUACUUCUGCAUCACAGCGUCAU
This is a messenger RNA of Aspergillus pseudotamarii, 1546 nucleotides long. RefSeq lists its product as uncharacterized. The record is from RefSeq and is a predicted model, not a curated record. The transcript has a single exon. NCBI's taxonomy places the organism in Eukaryota, Fungi, Ascomycota, Eurotiomycetes, Eurotiales, Aspergillaceae. The coding region runs from base 494 to 1297 and encodes 267 amino acids. Gene Ontology annotation, molecular function: protein binding.